This is a messenger RNA of Rhipicephalus sanguineus (brown dog tick), 1689 nucleotides long. Its product is annotated as multiple C2 and transmembrane domain-containing protein 1-like. Gene Ontology annotation, biological process: regulation of neurotransmitter secretion. The record is from RefSeq and is a predicted model, not a curated record. Gene Ontology annotation, cellular component: synaptic vesicle membrane. Gene Ontology annotation, molecular function: calcium ion binding. NCBI's taxonomy places the organism in Eukaryota, Metazoa, Arthropoda, Arachnida, Ixodida, Ixodidae. Bases 1 to 1689 code for a protein of 562 amino acids. The transcript has 11 exons.
AUGCUGGCCGACAAGAGGGACAACAUCAUGGCCUGGUUGCAAGCGGUGCGGAAGCCGCCGUGGAUGUCCGACAGUUCGACACCGUCCGUGCCUCCUGUGCCUCCUGUUCCCCCGGUGCCACCGCUGUUACGUCCCUUCCCGGUAUUCAACGCCAACGAUGUGAACCCCGGCCAGCCGUUGCCUCCACCGAACGCGGCAUCGGGGUACCAGCUACCGGACAGCCCGUACGUUUGUCCAAGCAGGCAGGGCGACCGGGUCCGACCGGACGACGCUUCAUCCAGUAGUUACUCCGCUCCCGUUGAAGCUGAGGCCACAAGACAACAGAUGCCUUGCCCGCCGACGCCAGCGAAGUGGCCGCUUCGUCCAGUGCUCAAGAGCGCGCAGGCGUACCGGAAGCAGGCUGCAGAUGCCGACAAGCGAGCGCAGCAGCAGCAGCCGCCGGGAAAAACCCCGAAGCUCGGCCCGGUGCCGAAAGCGUUCGCCGCCCGUGAGGACACCGUGGUCAGGUUCCUCUUGCUCAAAGCCCGGGACCUGGACCCCGUGGACGACAGGGAGUCCUGUUACCCUUACGUAGUCUUCAAGCUGGGCAACGAGAAGUACGUCAGCAAGGUCAUUGAAGACACUAAUGAUCCGGUGUGGAAUGAGCCGUUCGACAUUUUCGUGCCGGUGGGUAACAGCCUCCUCCUGCAAGUCAUGGUCAUGGACAAGGACCCCGCGGCCACAUCCGACUUCAUCGGCAGGUUCAACAUAAACCUCGCCGACUACCAGUACGGCUCCAUGUACGAGGUGAAGCAGGACUUGGACGACAACGCCGGCAUGAUCAAGUUCCGCAUGGCCUUGGAAAGAGUGGGCGUUAAGGACUUCGCCGAGGUCUGCGACAUCCCCACACGGGCGACGCUGGCACUCAUUCGGAAACGCAUCUCGGACGUCUAUACCUCCGAGGACGACAAAAGCGCACCGGGCCAGCACCAUCGCGCCGCCACACAGCGAGAGCAACCUGAAUGCAAUCUGCGUGGUCGAACUGUCGCCGAAGAUGCUGUGGAACAAAGGCGACCCCAAGACCGUCAACCCCACGUGGAGCACCAUGUACCGCUUGAAGGUGACGGACAUCCACGCCGUGCUUCAAGUGACCGUGCUCACGGACGUCAAGAAGCAGGAGUUCCUCGGCACCGUGGCCUUCCCACUGAUAUCGGUGGACUCGGGAAAGAAGCAGUGGUUCGCGCUCAAGGACCAGACCUCGACAAGACCACGGGAGGAUUUAUCCUGCUCGAAAUAGACCUCAUAUACAAUCCAAUGAAAGCUCUGAUAUGCUGUUUCAAGGACAAAGGUCCCGGUCCACCGGCGCUCAACGACACUGAGCUGACGAGGGCUGCCCUGACCCGGAACAUGUCACGUCUGAAGGCGCUGUACGAGCGCUACAAGCGGAUACGGGAUUUUUUCCUCGGCUGCUUCAACUGGGAGUCCAUCCCGCGGUCCAUCAUCUCCCUCGUGCUGCUCACGUGGCUGACCCUGCAGGGCGAGCCGUACAUGGUGCCCUUGAUCGGUGCCCUGCUCUUCUUCGCCGAAAUGAUCGCCGCCAUUCUCAUCCCUAUCGAGGACGAGAGAGAGGUACGCAACGACGUCGUCCCGCAGUGGCCAGGUCCACCUGGCCGCUUUGAUGUCCCACCACAUAUCCGGUGCAGGGAUUGA